GAUCAUCAGAAAUAACAAUUCCAUUAGGAAUAGAAUUUGAUAACCCAGAAGUAAUAUUACUCGCAGAACAAAAGAAUAGGGACUUAGUUAAAGAUUUAGAAGAAGAAUACAGUUAUACUACGAAUAGAGCAUUAAAUCUAGAAAGAAAAGACUUUGAGAAAAUACAAGAAUAUGAACAACGAAUCUUAAUAGAAAGAUUCGCUCAACAAAUAGAAUUAUGUAAAAGCGAACUAUUACGAGAACAAUAUCAAGCAAAAUAUAGGAAACUAUUGGAAGUAUCUCUAGAAAACUUAGAUAAAAUGUAUAACGUAGAAGACGAAGAAGAACGAAUGUUCCAAGAACAACAAAGAGCCAGACGUCAAGAGCAAACAAUAUCCAGAACAACGACAAGACCAAGCUUACCCACAUCACCAACCUUCUUUGAUAAAGCAAAGGAAUAG
Molecule: messenger RNA, 440 nt
Organism: Racocetra persica
Lineage: Eukaryota; Fungi; Glomeromycota; Glomeromycetes; Diversisporales; Gigasporaceae
Source: the annotation of a GenBank genome assembly